This is a messenger RNA of Saccostrea echinata, 1517 nucleotides long. RefSeq lists its product as uncharacterized. The transcript has 5 exons. The record is from RefSeq and is a predicted model, not a curated record. Bases 87 to 1340 code for a protein of 417 amino acids. NCBI's taxonomy places the organism in Eukaryota, Metazoa, Mollusca, Bivalvia, Ostreida, Ostreidae.
AAUUCAAAUUUACUGAUCAAAUGGACUACAUAUUCUUGAUGUGUUAUUCAGAUAUGAUGAACUGAUCAAAAUGUAAUUGUGGGUUGAUGGCUGGGGGAUUCAGUAUUUGUGUGUCAGUUUUAUGGCUUGUUUACGUACUUUCAACCCAUUAUUUCUAUUAUGAGAAGCUCAGAUCGAAAUUUUUUGGACUUGACGGGAUAUUAAGGAAACCAUACGACGGUAGCUUAACCAGUGACAGUACUUAUUUCUCUUACAUUCAGGUAUAUCCCGUUCAUGGUGAAAACCAGACAGACCAUGCACCGUCAUCUCACUCGAAUCAGAAUCGUGGAUUUAAUAUCUCAAGUAACCGCCAGCAAAACAAUGACAGGCAAUCUAGACCAAUAGCACAAUGUACUGAAAUAUGUAGUUUAAACAACCAACACGUUUUACUUUGUAACAGGCAGCAUAUACCACGGCAGUUUCUGAACCUACCACCUGAUGUCCAACCUCUUCCUCAACAAUCAAGACAGGUUGUACCUGUUCAGACAGACCCCACCCUGCAGUCAUCGGAUAUAUCAGUAUAUCCCGUUGAAAACCAGACAGACCAUGCACCGUCAUCUCACUCGAAUCAGAAUCGUGAGUUUAAUACCUCAAGUAACCGCCAGCAAAACAAUGACAGGCCAUCUAGACCAAUAGCACAAUGUACUGAAAUAUGUAGUUUAAACAACCAACACGUUUUAGUUUGUAACAGGCAGCAUAUACCACGGCAGCUUCUGAACCUACCACCUGAUGUCCAACGACCUCGACUAUCAAGACAGGUUGUACCUGUUCAGACAGACCCCACUCUGCAGUCAUCGGAUGUAGCAGGUAGUCAAAUUGGUGAAUUUCUUACAAUAAUGGUAUAUACCAUGACAGAGGACUUUUGUCUCCGUAGCCUGCUUGGAACCUCAACAAGAAUUGUCUAUCGGACAUUGUAUAGGAUUUUUCAACUUUACCAUGAAGGUAAUUAUGAAGCUGCCAUCAGGGAAUGGGUCGGACACUUAGGUGCAUCUUUGGAAAAUGGACAAGAUGAGGGUCACAUGGUGCUCCCAGCAUUUGACUUUUCUAGCGUUGUACAUAGACAUUGUGAUAAUCCAAACUGUUCAUCGUCUAAUGAGAGCUUUAAUCAUGUCAACGUAGUCCUUGGAAGAAUCAGAAAUCUUGGGAAUGGCAGAAUGAACACGCUUCAAUGUUUUAUUGACCAAUGGUUCCACACUACAGAGAGAUGCAAUGUUCCAAUUCUAUCUUAUAAUCCCGAAGAAUCGGACUUUAGAGGAAUGAGGUCAGUUGUAUAUUACACACUAGGGUUGAAAUUUGAAUGAUGGUCUUUAUAAUUGUAUAAGAAUUUUAUAGCGUGGAAACAGAUAGAUGUUUUACAUGUCAACGAUCUCAUUGUUCAAUGUUUUUCAAAAUUGCAUAUUGCAAUUUUGCGUAUUGCACAAUAUUUUCAAUUCCUUUUGCAUAUACAUGUAUGGAAAGUUGGUAAGUACAAUGGUUGU